Messenger RNA from Corvus hawaiiensis (hawaiian crow), 1927 nucleotides. RefSeq names its product biliverdin reductase A (gene BLVRA). The transcript has 7 exons. Gene Ontology annotation, biological process: heme catabolic process. The record is from RefSeq and is a predicted model, not a curated record. The coding region runs from base 385 to 1275 and encodes 296 amino acids. NCBI's taxonomy places the organism in Eukaryota, Metazoa, Chordata, Aves, Passeriformes, Corvidae. Gene Ontology annotation, molecular function: zinc ion binding; nucleotide binding; biliverdin reductase [NAD(P)H] activity. Gene Ontology annotation, cellular component: cytoplasm.
CUUUUCAAGCUGGACUUGUGAGAGACUGGAAGGAUUGAUGUCUCGAGACGUUAUGGGCUGCACGUGUGUGGAGGAAGGGGCAGGUCGGGCCUUGCUCUGGUGAGGCAGUACCCUGCCCUGUACUGUCCCACACCUAGAGCCUGUAUCCCAGCCCAGCAGUAGCUGCCAAUCCCUGGCACACUAGAGGCAAUGCUCCACAUCCACCUCUGGAGCCCUUAGCCCAGCUUCUGAGUGGGCAAAUGACUGGAAGUCCUACCUGGGAGAAGGGCCCAGGAAGGCCAAGGGGUAUUUAAGGCCGAACACAAGGCAAUCAGAUGUCUUGACCAUACCUCCCCUUGGAAUGUCUAUCUGAACACUGCUGGAACCCAGGAGCUGAUUAGCAAAAUGUUUGGGACAGUGGUGGUUGGAGUUGGAAUUGCUGGCUUAGCACGAAUCCGAGACUUGAUGAAUCCAAUGCCUUCCAGCCCUUCUGAGCACCUGAAACUCUUUGGAUUUGUAUCCAGGAGAAGUUUUGGCAAUAUUAAUGAGGCUAAGCAGAUUAGCCUGGAAGAUGCUCUGAGAAACAAAGACAUCCAUGCAGCCUUCAUCAGCACAGAGAACAGAAGCCAUGAAGAAACCAUCAGAAUGUUUUUAGAAGCUGGGAAACAUGUCCUUGUUGAGUACCCCAUGGCUUUGUCUGCUAAGGCAGCCCAUGAGCUCUGGGAGAUGGCUGAGCAGAAAGAUAAAGUACUCCAUGUGGAGCACAUUGAACUUCUUACUGAAGAGUACAAGCAGCUGAAAAAAGAGGUGGCUGGGAAAGACCUAGUGAAGGGAACAUUGCAUUUCACAGGUAGUGUCCUCGAUGAAAACAAAUCAGGAUUCCCAGCUUUCAGUGGAAUUGCCCGUCUGACUUGGCUGAUUGACCUCUUUGGAGACCUCACUGUUACCUCUGCCACUAGAGAGAAGCAGAAGGAUAAGAAUUAUUCCAGAAUGACUGUUCACUUUCAGACAGCAAACAAGAAACCGUUGACUUGGAUUGAAGAAAGGGGGCCAGGGAUGAGACGUGAAAAGAAAAUCAACUUCUGUUUCACAAGUGGUUGCCUGGAGAACUUCCCUGAAGCCCCAAGGUCUUCCGUGGGCCUUUUCAUGCAGGAUCAGAACCUCUUUGCCAAGAAACUGCUGGGCCAGGUCUCCAAGGAGGAGCUGGCUGCUGAGAAAUGGCGAAUUUUGCGGUGUCUUGACCUUGCUGAGGUGAUCCAACAGUACUGUGAAGAGCCAGAGAAAAUCUAUUCCUGAGACUGCUCUUGGGGAAGGAGGAAUAUGGCAGAUGGAAAAGCUGUAGGGCUAGAGCUCAGUGUUGCCAUCAAGCAGUUGCUAUUUCUGGUUCAUGACCUUCUUUUUGAGUAUUUGUGAUUCCUGGGCUGUCCAGGUGGUCUGGAGAGUCUGGGCUAUACCCCGUGCCUUCUGGUUCGCACCAGACCACAGCAAUUGCCCUGCUCUGAUGCAUCUCUGUCCUUUCAGGUAGUUAGGAACCUAGCAAAAACAAGCUUUGCUGUGAUUCAGCUGGAAAUAUCACUGAGAGUAGAUCCUGCAGGACUGUAAAUACUAUAUAUAAUUCUCUCUGCCGGGGUCUGUCCCCCCAUUCCAGAUAUGUCUGGAAAUGAAUGUGUCUCAGCAGUAUUCAUGUAAUAUUUUUUAGAAAGAAGUAUUAGCUAGAAAGAUGUUCCAGUUCAGUUUUCCACCUCUUUACUUGAAAUACAGAACUUGUGCCACCACAGUCCUGACCUUUUCUUCCAGUUGUCCUGAAUUGUCUGUGUGUUUGCUCUAAUUAGUAGUUUUGCCUGUUAGAUGGGGUGCGGGGGGGAGGUUGUGUGAUUUCUGGGUUUCAAAUAGAAAUUCAAAUUUCUAUUUGAAAUUAGAAUAAAAUAGAAUCUGUGUUGGUAUCAAA